AUGAUACCGACCGAUGUGGUGCCAAUCAUAAUCACGACAACUGCCACACCAGCACCGACAUCUGUCACAAUGGUACUGCCUACACCUUUGACUACUUCUUACGAAAUGCUGAAUACAAAAACACCGAAUCUGUCCAAAGAAACUGAAGAAAAGAGGCAUGAUGUGGAUGUGGACGAGUUACCCAAGGCCAAGACGUUUAGUGUCAAGGAUGUGCUUCCAAAUGUGGCAAAAGAUGAAUCUGCUGCACUGGAUAAGGAAAAAAGCCCCGUGAUGGCGAUAACUUCGCCGGAACCUCUGACGACACUUACGACACUUCCGAUAGAACAAAAAUCAAAGGAGGAAGAAGAGGAUGUGGAAGUUCUACCCGAUUUCGACGAAAAAGGAGAUGUAGAAUUAGAAUUCCAUGACGAAUCUGACGUGAGCACGACCUCUACUACAGAAACGACGACUUCGACAAUUUCGGAAGUCGCGAAAUCACCGGAAACUCCACAAGCGAGCACAACUAUUCCCACUGUACAGGACCUGUUACCGGCACCUUCUGAUAUCAGCGAGAAAGGUAAGUAUCGCUGUUCAAUCGAUAUAUCGAUUAAUUAUGAUUAA
Cylicostephanus goldi is the source of this 600-nucleotide messenger RNA. NCBI's taxonomy places the organism in Eukaryota, Metazoa, Nematoda, Chromadorea, Rhabditida, Strongylidae. The record is from the annotation of a GenBank genome assembly.